AUGGCAGUUGGCUUACAGAACAUGCGGGCGCGACCGGGCGCAUACGACGACGACGAUGUGGAAUUUGGGUCGGACAAUGGCGAGAGUGACAUCAGCGAUGAAGCCGACGACGAUGAGGGUAUGAGUGAGCACGAAGACCAACAAAGUGCUGGUGAGGAGGGCUCAGACGUGGAGCAGAAGAUCAGCAAUGUCUCUUUUGGGGCGCUCAAGCAGGCGCAAGAUGCGAUCUCGCGAAAACGAAAGCGUGGCUCAGAUACCACCGCCGAUCAGGAGGACAAGCUUGAGGCGCUGAGGGAAAAGCUUCGCCAGAUCAGAGCACAGAGAGAAGGGCAUGCACAGCCCAAAAAAUCUGAUACAAGUGCCGGCAAGUCGUUGUCGAGAACACAGCAGACAGAGGAAGGUGAUAGCGAAGACGACUCGGACGAUUCAGACUCGGCUCCCUCCGAGGAAGGCGCAGAGAAAUCGCGAUCCUCGAAGCAUGCACCUAUGUCACAAUCCUCAAAGCACCAAGUGACUCGCAAACGCCUAGUAGUAGAUGUGCCCAAGCGGCAAGUGCGCGACCCUCGAUUCGAUGCAAUGCACCAACGGCACGGCCACCCUGGGGACAGCGACAAGGCAUAUGCUUUUUUGCAGGAUUACCAGAAGGCCGAGAUCCAAGAGCUCAAAGGCGCAAUGAAAAAGACCAAGAGCGAAGACGACAAGGAGAUCCUCAAGCGCAAGGUCAUCAGCAUGGAGAACAAGCUGAAGGCUAAAGCUGCCAAGGAGCGCGAGCAAGAAAUUAUACGAAAGCACAGGAAGGAAGAACGUGACAAGGUGCAAGAAGGCAAGACGCCAUACUACCUCAAGAAAAAGGACAUCAAGGAGCGCGCGAUCGUGGAGAAGUUCAAUGACAUGAAGAGCAAAGAUCGUGAAAAGCUCAUCGAGAAGCGCCGGAAGAAGGAGGGACAGAAGGAGAAGAAGCGCAUGCCACAGGCGAGGAGAAUGGUGGGAUAA
Messenger RNA from Fulvia fulva, 993 nucleotides. RefSeq names its product rRNA biogenesis protein RRP36. The record is from RefSeq and is a predicted model, not a curated record. The transcript has a single exon. Lineage: Eukaryota; Fungi; Ascomycota; Dothideomycetes; Mycosphaerellales; Mycosphaerellaceae. Gene Ontology annotation, cellular component: nucleolus; 90S preribosome. The coding region runs from base 1 to 993 and encodes 330 amino acids. Gene Ontology annotation, biological process: maturation of SSU-rRNA from tricistronic rRNA transcript (SSU-rRNA, 5.8S rRNA, LSU-rRNA).